GGCUCUGGGGCGGCGCUGACAGUCUGGUCCGCGCCGGGCAGCGGGCGCAGCAGCGGGCAGGGCAGGCGGCCGGCAGGCACGGAGGCAGAGCCCCGCCGCGCGCGCCCCGGCCCGCGCCCGGCGCCGCGCCCCAGCCCGCCCGCGGGGCGCCCACCUGCCGCCCCGACGGGAGGCCCCCCGCGACCGCAGCCGCUGCCCCCGGCCGGGCGCCCGCGGCGGCACCAUGAGUCCCCGCUCGUGCCUGCGCUCGCUGCGCCUCCUCGUCUUCGCCGUCUUCUCGGCCGCCGCGAGCAACUGGCUGUACCUGGCCAAGCUGUCGUCAGUGGGGAGCAUCUCGGAGGAGGAGACGUGCGAGAAGCUCAAGGGCCUGAUCCAGAGGCAGGUGCAGAUGUGCAAGCGGAACCUGGAGGUCAUGGACUCCGUGCGCCGCGGCGCCCAGCUGGCCAUCGAGGAGUGCCAGUACCAGUUCCGGAACCGGCGCUGGAACUGCUCCACGCUCGACUCCCUGCCCGUCUUCGGCAAGGUGGUGACGCAAGGGACUCGGGAGGCGGCCUUCGUGUACGCCAUCUCUUCGGCAGGUGUGGCCUUCGCGGUGACGCGGGCGUGCAGCAGUGGGGAGCUGGACAAGUGUGGCUGUGACCGGACAGUACACGGGGUCAGCCCGCAGGGCUUCCAGUGGUCGGGAUGCUCGGACAACAUCGCCUACGGCGUGGCCUUCUCGCAGUCGUUCGUGGACGUGCGGGAGAGGAGCAAGGGGGCCUCGUCCAGCCGGGCCCUCAUGAACCUCCACAACAACGAGGCCGGCAGAAAGGCCAUCCUGACACACAUGCGGGUGGAGUGCAAGUGCCACGGGGUGUCGGGCUCCUGUGAGGUAAAGACGUGCUGGCGAGCCGUGCCGCCCUUCCGCCAGGUGGGCCACGCACUGAAGGAGAAGUUUGACGGAGCCACCGAGGUGGAGCCGCGCCGCGUGGGCUCCUCUAGGGCGCUGGUGCCGCGCAACGCACAGUUCAAGCCGCACACGGACGAGGACCUGGUGUACUUGGAGCCCAGCCCAGACUUCUGCGAGCAGGACAUGCGCAGCGGCGUGCUGGGCACGAGGGGCCGCACGUGCAACAAGACGUCCAAGGCCAUCGACGGCUGUGAGCUGCUGUGCUGUGGCCGUGGCUUCCACACAGCACAGGUAGAGCUGGCCGAACGCUGCAGCUGCAAGUUCCACUGGUGCUGCUUCGUCAAAUGCCGGCAGUGCCAGCGGCUCGUGGAGCUGCACACGUGCCGGUGACCGCCUGCCCCGCCCUGCGCCCAACAACCACCUCGUGGCCCGGGGAAGGCCGAUAAUUUAAACAUUCUCCCACCACCUCCCCCAAGAGAUACUGGUUGUAUUUUU
Molecule: messenger RNA, 1384 nt
Organism: Lemur catta (Ring-tailed lemur)
Lineage: Eukaryota; Metazoa; Chordata; Mammalia; Primates; Lemuridae
Gene: WNT4
Product: Wnt family member 4
Exons: 5
Coding region: 224-1279 (351 amino acids)
Biological process (GO): multicellular organism development; neuron differentiation; cell fate commitment
Cellular component (GO): extracellular region
Molecular function (GO): cytokine activity; frizzled binding
Source: RefSeq, a predicted model, not a curated record